Anopheles coustani is the source of this 3149-nucleotide messenger RNA. RefSeq names its product ribosome quality control complex subunit TCF25 (gene Nulp1). The record is from RefSeq and is a predicted model, not a curated record. NCBI's taxonomy places the organism in Eukaryota, Metazoa, Arthropoda, Insecta, Diptera, Culicidae. Bases 558 to 2753 code for a protein of 731 amino acids. Gene Ontology annotation, molecular function: protein binding. The transcript is spliced from 5 exons. Gene Ontology annotation, cellular component: RQC complex.
CCGAACGCUUUUUCGCAACUGCGUAUCUUGUGCAGCGGUUCGAGGAAGUAAAAUCUUCCGCCUUCAGUUAUUUCGAUCGGUGUACGAAUACUUCUGACUCGCCCUUUUUGCAAAUUUCGGAUGUUCCAACUGUAUCGGUGGCGUGCUCUAGUAGAUUGAAAAUUUGUUAGAAAUGUUUUGAUUUUCUUGCAAAUCUUCUUGGAAUGGGAAAAUCUUGUGGUACCAAGCGAAUGUAUUGUUUUUGUUGACCAGCGUCGAGUUGCAGGAGUGCAAAAGAUAGGCAUUUUUCCCAUGGGAUCUUGUAUUCUACGAGUGUUGUGUGCCAACGUUGAGCAACACUUGAACGGUCCCGUUUUGUAAGAUUUACGGUGCAAGAACAUAACAAAAUAAAAGUGCGAAAGAUUGAAAAUCCCAUAGUAGGUGUAGGCUACGAACAUAUCAACCCCAAAAAAGUGCAGCGUGUCAUAUCAUCUGCGUAUGCAUCACUGAGUCCAUCGUACAAACCGCGUGUGUGUGCUUUGUGUUGUGCGUUCCGCGUGUUGCAUGUUGACGUGAAAAUGUCCUACCGGAUUCUACGCAAACUGCAGGGCAAUGAGCUGGAGAUAAAAGAACAGAUCGAUGAGGUGUCCGAUGGGGGCGAUGCUGAUUACGACACCAACAGCACCAGCAGCCAGAACCGCAACAACAACAAGAAGCAGCUGAACAUUAAUCGAUAUGAUCUGCUCAAUCAGCAACAGUCGCUCUCCGAGAGCGAAGUGAAGGAAGACGACAACGACGAGACGGAGAAGGAUGCGGCGGACGGUGCAGUAAGUGUGCAUCUGGCCGAGGCAAAGAAGCGAAAGAAAAAGAAGAAGAAGAAGACGGGCAAGUACAUCUCGAGCUCGGCAAGGCGCAGCAGCGAGGAUAAUGCCGACAUCGAGGAUGACUUUACGCGUACGGUGAAGGAGGUGGACAAGUUGUUUGGCACAUGUCCCCGCGAUGCCGAACAGCACCACCACCAUCAUCACCAUCGAGCGGCCGAAAGCGCCACGAGUAUGGGUCGGUUCGAGGGAAAGCUGGGCCCGGCCGCUGGACUUGCCGCAAAGUCGCUGCUGAACGUGCAGCACAAAAACCUCAACCCGCAGUACGAGAUGAAGCGUAUGUUUGGAAGCAAGGUCGUCGGUGAUCAACAAAAUAAACGUCGCAAUGUGAGAGGUGGCGCUAGAAUGCUCAAGUCGACCUAUCUGGUCAACCCGAAGGAUAGCUGGCCACCGGUCGGAAAGUCGGGCAUCUACAUGAAUCUGGUGCAAGCACCGGAGCCGGGUUCUUCAACAUCUGCUAGCGGACCGAAGGCAAUCUUCGACAAGAACGUGAUCUAUUUUGCAUUUGAGCACAGUCCCUCCUACCGACAGAUACAGCAAAAGUUUCUCGACGCCGUGGAAAGCAUGGACUCGGAGAACAUCAUACGGAUCAUAAAGCAGCAUCCCUAUCACGUCGACUCAUUGAUUCAACUGAGCGAGCUAUGCAAGAUGUCCGAGGACCACGCAAUGGCCUCCGAGCUGAUUGAGCACGCACUGCUCGCACUCGAAUCAUCGUUCCACACAAUGUUCAGCCUAACGCAGGGCAACUGCCGGCUGGACUAUCGGCGACAGGAGAAUCGGGCGCUUUUUAUCACACUCUUUAAGCACUCCCAGCACCUGGAAUCACGAGCCUGCUCGCGGACGGCGCUCGAAGUCGCUAAAUUGAUCCUCUCGUUCGAUCCGGUAAACGAUCCAUUGGCCAUCAUACUGAUCGUCGAUUAUUAUGCGAUUCGCGCCAAGCAGUACGAGUGGCUCGUGACGCUUUACGAGGAAUGGGAAGCGACGAACAACCUAUCCCAGUUGCCGAACAUGGCUUACUCGUACGCGAUGGCGUUGUUUCAUCUGAAUCGCACAGACGAGGCCGAUAAGGCGCUACAGUACGCGUUGCUCAUGUUCCCCGGUGUGCUGCGUCCGCUGAUGGAUGAGCUAUCGAUUCAGGCCGAUAGCCGUGUCGCUGGUCAUAACCAUUUCGGACCGAACGCUUACAACAAGGCAUUGGUGGCGCUGCAGCAGCUAAUGUCGCUGUAUGUCUGUCGCUCGAAGCUGGUGUGGCGCGACACGGAGCUGCUUCCGUGGUUGGACCGGAAUGUGCACGAAGUGCUGAAUCGAGUUGAUAACAAAGAAGACGUUGUGGCCGAAUAUGCAACCAAGAGAAGUCAAAGAUAUUCGAACCCGCCGAGGCAAGUGCUACGUCAUAUCGUGCUCUCGGAUUUCAAGGAGAAGGUUCCAUUGGCACAGUUUAUCAAACGAGAGACAGAUCCGGUGUUGAUGUAUGAUCCACUGCCCCCGCUUGAUUCGAUCAACAUUUACACUAGGCCCACACUGACCCCAACCGGACAGCGGCAAUCAAACGACCCGCUGCAUCUCUUCUUUCAAUCGUUACUGCCCAGCUUCAGUGCUCAACCGCAGCCUCCACAACCUCCACCGGCUCCUCAGCAGCAACAGCCGGCAAACGUGGUACAAAACCAAGCCCCGGAAGGCCAACAAGCAGGAGCUGGUGCUGCGGCGGCAGGUGCUGGUGGAACCGAGCGAGAUUUAAUGAGCCUGCAGGCUUACAGCAGUACCCUGAACACGAUCGUCGAUGCGAUGCGUGAGUUUCUGUCCGGCAUCCGAGCGCUCGAGCGACCGAACGAUGCGGAUGUGGACGAAGCGGAAAGCACGGAAGAGGAUGAGCCAAAUGACUAUCUGACGUAAGCAUGUCGAACGAUUUCGCUAAAAGGCACAUGGCACAGAUGAAAUAAUUAGCCAUCAUGGGAUACUUUUACGAUAAUUCCCCUUAUUACAUAGAGAAACCCCCGAGAGGAAAGGGGAGGAAAAAAAGAGUAACAGAAAAUUCAAAUAUCACUGCUUCAGAUUUGCUGCUAAACCUACAAUCUAAUCUAAUUCAAAAAGAAAUCCGCGCUGUGGACUGGCAACAGCCGAUAAAGUUAGUCACUAGGGUAUAGUUUGAUACUAUAAUGUAUGUUUUCGUUAGCUGUUACUACUUUCUGAGCUUUUGUUUGAAUUUCGGCUUCAUAAUUAGGUGUUUCGAACCGAUAAUGUUUUUGAUUGCUUCUUUACUAUAUAAAAUAUACGAAAUGAGAAUUCUUU